AGAUGCUGAACUUAUUCUGCACCGUUGUGCCCGAGGCCGCUCCGUUCUCAAUCAAGAUCGAUGGUGCAUCGACAGUCGAAGAGCUGAAGAAAGCAAUCAAGGAAGAGAUUCAAUACUCUGGAUGCGCUCGACUUCUGAAGUUGUUCGUGGCCUGCAAGGAUGAAAAGUGGAUGAGCAGCGCCGAUGUGAAAUCAACGACUCUCAACGGACUCAACGAAAUGGACUCUACAUACGAGAUUGGCGAUUAUUUCACGUUUGAUCCUCCAAGAAGACAAGUCCAUGUCUUGGUGGUGUUUCCUGCUCCAACGUACUCAAGAAAGUCAGAAGCUAUCGCGAGGAAGCCUCACCCCAAGCGAAAAGCAAGAUGGGAUUUGUUGAACGAGAUUCUCAGUACCAACAAGAAGAGAUCAAAGUACAACGACUCGACCGCAUACUCCUAUGUAUCUUGGUGCGAUGUGCGCGACGUUUUCGAAACGACAGAGUAUGUUCAGCCUCACAAGCCAAUACCUGAAUCACUGCUCAAUUUCCUUGCCCAAUAUUUGUCAUACGCAACGACAAGCUUGAAGCCAAUUACAGUUGGAAACGAAGCUCAACGACUCCAUGUGAUUGCGCCAAUACUGAUCUGUGUCUGCUUCCUUUUCAAUGGUGAUGUGGUUUUGGAAGUUGAAGAAAUCUUGAAUGGCGAUUACGUGCUGGCUCAUGGACGCUUUGAUUUUGUUUUACGUCGCGGCAAGAAGAAGGUGUGCAUCGUUGAAGCGAAAAAAGACGAUUUAUUGCAAGGCAUGGCUCAAGACUUGGUUGGUUGCGAAGUCGAGGCCGAGAUCAAUAAUCUUGAUGUUGUCCAUGGCAUCGUCACGAAUUACGUCCAAUGGAACUUUCUGCGAAGUCUCAACGACAAAAUUGAACUCGAAGAAUGCGCUUUGGAUAUUGGCAAACAAGGACCAUCUUUGGCAUCUCUCAACAAGAUUUGCGGCAAGAUUUAUUCAAUGCUAUCCGACGACGAUUAAAUG
This is a messenger RNA of Aphanomyces invadans, 1010 nucleotides long. RefSeq lists its product as hypothetical. The record is from RefSeq and is a predicted model, not a curated record. The transcript has a single exon. The annotation marks the transcript as partial. Lineage: Eukaryota; Oomycota; Saprolegniomycetes; Saprolegniales; Verrucalvaceae.